Ctenocephalides felis (cat flea) is the source of this 9702-nucleotide messenger RNA. Its product is annotated as protein lava lamp-like. The record is from RefSeq and is a predicted model, not a curated record. Lineage: Eukaryota; Metazoa; Arthropoda; Insecta; Siphonaptera; Pulicidae.
CGAAAAGUGACAUAUGUUAUCUGCAUCUGACGUGGAAAUCGAAUAUGUUAUAGAAAUAAAACCUUGUUUAUUUAGAGCAAAUAAUAAAUUUUUCCAUGUUGUGAUUAAAAACAAUUUAUUUUCAAGAUGUCAGGAUCAUUAAAUAGAGGCCCAGGGCCUCCAUUUACUUCUGAAGAUGAGUUUCUUGAAAACUUUGAGCAAACCCUGUCAGUGCAACAGAAACACAUGUCUGAGCUUAAAGAGCAAUUGCUUCAAUUUGAAGCGGAUAAAAAGGAAAAGGCUGCUUCAGUCAAACUAAAAGCAGAUGAAUGUUACCAGAAGUUAAUGAGCCUGAAAAGCGGAGCAAAUAAAUCAAAAAGCAAAGUUCUGAAUGAAAAUGUUGACUCAAAGCUUUUAGAAGAAUCAGUUUCAGAGAAAACUUCAAAAGUGGCUGCAGAAGGUAUAGCCAAAGAGAAAACUUGUGAUAAACCUUCUACACCUAUCUUACCACCUAGUCAAAAAAUGAUGCUAUUAAAACAACAAACCGAAGAAAAUAAAAGGAAGAUGGCAGAGAGAAUAAAUAACCAAAAAGGAAUUGCAUUGAAAGUUAAUAAAUUAUUAGAGCAAUUUGAUAAUAUGCAGCCUGUCUUCAAUCCUGUUGUGGGAAUGAGUUCAGAGUUAGCUGAUUGCUCUGAUGUAGAUUUGUUAAGAAAUAAAAUCCAAAGUUUAGAAAGAACUAUUUCACAAUUAAACACGCAAUUGCAAGAAUCUAGACAAAAAGAGAAUAUAAAUAGUUUAUUAAAAAGCAAUAUGUCAUACACAGAAUUACAAAAUGAAUUGAAUUUAGAUGAUAAAAGUAUGCUUGAACAUAUGAAUACUCUUUUAGUAGAAAAGGAUAACGAAAAACAAGAUUUAAUGAACCAAGUAUUUGAUUUACAAGAAAAUUUGAAAGAAAAAGAUUCUGUCAUUGAUUCAAAAACAAAAGCAAUUACUUUGAUGUCGGAAGACUUGUCAAAAAAAGGAAAAAAUACUGUUGAUUUACUAGAAGAAACAAAAUUGGAAAUGGUUCGCAUGCAACAUAAUUUUGUACAAAUUGAGGCCAAUUUACAAGAAGAAGUAAAUAGUUUAAAAUCGGAUUUAAGUGAAAAAAAUACAAAAAUUGAAGAAUUAUUGAUGCAAAAUGAGCAAUUAGAAAAAGAUAAUCAUUUGUUACAAAACCUAUAUAAUUAUAAUGAAGGUGAAUCAAAUGUCGAUAAAAAUGAAAUCGAGAAACUUAAAUUUGAAAUUGAGGUAAAGGAUAAAAAUAUAGAAGAUCUUUCUGAGAGGAACAAACGUCUCGAAGAACAAUUUAGCAUUUUGGAGAGAAAAUUACAUGAUUACAAAAAUCAAAUUCAACAAAUGAAAAUUCAAAUGAAAAAAUUAUUGAAUUAGAAAGAGCUCGAAUUGAAAAAUAAACAAAUUGAAAAUCUUAUAGAAUGCAAUGAUAGGCUUGAUAUUGAUUACAAAAAUCUUCAGGAAAAGUUCAAUGAAUAUAUAAAAUCUCCUUCUGAAUAUCAUGAGAAAGAAAUUACUCAACUUAAAGAUGAAAAUAAAAACUUAUCUGAAAUAAAUUUGCAGCAAGAAAAGAAAAUCAAUGAAUUAAGUGCUGACAUUCAGUUGAUGAUUAUACAGGGAUCGCAACAAAGCUCUAAAUCCCCCAAAAAAGGUAACAAGAAAUUUAAAAAAGGCCAGUCAAAUGUAACUGUUGACAAUGAACAGAUUUCUGAGAUGCAAAAUCGUGUUCAACUAUUAGAAAAUGAAUUAUCAGAAUAUCGAGCAUAUAUCUCUAUUAAGGAUGAUGAAAAUAAUAAAUUAAGAGAAGAAAUUAAGGAAAUAAAGACUCAUUUGGAGACUAAAUGCCAAGAAAUAAUAUUAUUACAAGAAACUAUCACAAAAUUGGAGGAGACAAAAGAUCAGCAUAAUAAGAAUGAAGAUAUAUUGAAAUUACAACAGCUAUUAGAUGAUACUACAGCUAACAGUAAAAAACAAAUCAAGUAUCUUCAAAAACAGGUGGAUUCAUUUGGAAAGAUUUCUGAUGCCCAUCAAACUGUAGUUAAUCUAAACCAAAAAGUAUUUGAACUCAAUAACAGGGUUGCAGAAUUAGAAGAAGAAAAAGGAAAUUUACAGUUACAUCUUGUGGAUUACGAUACUAACCAGGUUCCUGACACAGAGAUGAGCAGCAAACUAGUGGAAUUAAAAUCCUUAUGUCAGGCACAAAUAAAUUCAAUAGCACUACUAGAAUCCCAAAAAUUCGAUUUAGUACAAGAUUUGCAUAUAGCUCGCCAACAAAUAUCUUCAUUGGAAGACGAACUAGCUGACUUAACUCAAACAGAAGAAAAUGUUGUCAGUUCUGAAAUAAACAAUAUACAACUUGAGGAGAAAUUGGAUAGUUUGUCUAAAGUUAAUGAAGAGUUGUCUCAAAAUUGUGAUGAAUUAAGAAAAGAUAAAAUUUCUUUAGAAGCCAAUGUUAUAGAAUUAACUAAGAUACAAGUGGAUCUCACAGAAAAAUUAAAUGCUUGCAUAUGUGAAAAUGAAGAAAUGGUAAAAAAAAUUGAUAGAAUUGAACGUCUAAAUGCUGAGAAAGUAUCGUCUGCUGAAUCAAUUGAAAUUGUUGAAAAUUUAACUCAUAAAGAAAAAUUGGAGAUCGAGAACUAUGAAAAAGGUUUAUCGAUUUCGGAAGAUGAACCACAAGAAAUUCAGGAGCAAGAGGAGGAUGUGAUUAUUUCCAAAGAUGUUGUAUAUGAUGAGGAUGAUAUAGAUUUAAAUAUAAGUGUAGCUAAAUUAACAGAAGAAAGUUCAGAUUUGAUGGAGAAAAUAGCACUCUUUACGCAGGAGCGUAAAGAAGUUAUGGGAAGAUUGGAGUUGUUGACUCUUGAAAACCAAAAUUUGGUUGACCGUAUAUCACAUCUAGAAAGUACAUCAGAUUGUAAGCUAGAAGAACAUGAAAGUUUGAUGAAAGAUAAUGAAAAAUUGAAAGUACUAAAUGAAGAAGUAAUAAAAGAGAAAGCAGAGUUAUUGGAAAAAUUAAACCAAUUAACAGUUGAUAGAAAUAUUUUGCAGCAUGACAUGAAUACCUUAUUAAAUGAAAUUGAAGUUUUGAAAGAACAUGGUAAUAAUACUGAAGUUUCUAGUAUUCAAACUUGUUACGAAGCACUACUCGAAGAACACAAGAACUCCAAAGAAGUUAAUGAGAUGCUAAAUCAAAAAAUUUCUGAAUUAGGUGAAUCAUUUAGUGACAUUAAAAAGAAUUUACAAAUUACACAAGAAGAAUAUGAAUUACAUAAGCAAACAACUUUCAAAAGAGAUUGUGAAAUUAAAGAUGUUAUCUACAAAAUGGAAAAGGAACAAGAAAAAUAUCAACAAACUAUUGAAGAUCUGAAUAAGUCUAAUUUGGAACUUAUGGAAAAACUAAGUACUAUGCAAAAUCAAGCAGAUGAAGAUCUCACAAACAAUAUGCUCAUGUAUAAAAGUCAAGUCGAUGGCUUGAAUCAAGAAAUACAAAGGCUAUCCAAUUUAGUGAAAUCUUCAGAAGAAUCUGAUAAAUUAUAUAAAGAAUUCAGUGAUCUUAAAAUCAAAUUUGAAGAAACUGAGCGGGAAUGUUUGAACUAUAAGCAGGAAAUUUUAAAUAAAGAUUUGACUAUUAAUGCUUUGAAUGAUCAGAUAAUGGAAUUGUAUAAGCAAAUCGAACAUUUGACAAACGAAAAUAAGGAUAUGGAAAAUGAGAUUAACGGAUUAAUGGAUGAAGCUGCAAGAAACAAUGUUAAAAUCAAUCAAUUAUUUAUAGAUAUCAAGAAUAAAGAUACUGAAAUUGAGAAAUUACUUGAUGAUUUGAAAUCAAAACAAAAUGAAGUAAUGCAAGUGCAGGACAAUAUAAAACAAUUGCAAUCUUUGCAAUCUCUAGAUGAUGAUAAAAUUGCAGAUUUAGAAGAAGUCAACAAGAAAUUAGAAGCCAAAAAUAAAGAGAAUAUUGAAAAGAUGAAAAAAUUGGCUGCAAAUCUAAAGAAAAAGUCUGCUUUGUGCGUCGAAUAUGAAACAAAACUCAAUGAAACAGAAAAAGCUAUGGAAGAAAUAAAACAACAAGAUGAUAAUAAAUCAAAAGAAUAUGAAAUAAAUGCAAAAACAAUGGAAAUUCAGGAAUUAAAUAAAAAAGUGCAGGAUCUCUUGCAAGCAAAUGACGAGUUAAAAAAGAAAGAAUCAGAAAAAUCCGAAAUUUUGAACAGAAUUAAACGCUUGGAGCAAGCUAUUCAAGAGAAAGAAAGCCAAAAUAGUGAAUUGUUAGAUAGAAUAAAUGAGCACAAAUUUAAUUAUGAGACCUCUUGAAGCAUAAAAGCAAAAUUAAAUGAGAAGGAAGUAUAUAUAGAAUCACUGGAAAUAGAGAAUAAUAGUAAUAAAGAAAAAGUAUCUAAACUCAUUGAUGGUUUGGCCAGUAUCGAAGAAAGAAGACGAAUGCUUGAGGAGCGUGCGGAAGUUUUAGACGCCAAAUUAAAUGAAAAAAGUGCAGUAUGUUCGGAGUUUGCAAGCAAUGAGGAUCUACUCAUAAAACGAAUGAAAGCAUUGGUUGAUGAAGAUGCGGUUUUAGAGAAAAAACUGCAAGAUCUUAAUGAACAAAAUGAACAGUUGAAUAUAAACAUACAAGAUCUAACUAAACAAAAUCAUGAUUUAAUAUCCCAAUUAAAUAAACAUGAAUAUAGCCUACAAGAAUAUAAAAAUGUUGAGAAAAGCUUAAGAAAUAUUGAAAAUGAGAAUAUGAAUUUACAGUCACAGAACAAGCAGCUUCAAUCUGACUUGCGGCAUUUAAAUGACAAUAUAAGAGAAAAGGAAGAACAGCAUCAAAAACAAUUAGAUGAAAUGGAAAAUGAUUUUAGUUCUCAAUUACAAAUAUUACAUAAUGAAAGGAGAGCUUCAGCAGAAGAAUUAGAAAAGCUUCGUGAUUGCAAUGAUAGUUUGCAAGAUGAGAUUGUAAAAUUAAAAGAUAGUUUACAUCAGUUGGAACAAAACAAGGCAGACUUAGAGCGAGAUAUAACCUGGAUAAAAUUGCAAAAUGAUAGUAUGUUAUCAGUGGCAGAAGAAGCUGAAGGUUUAACAAAGAAUAUUGAUGAGAAAGCACACGAAAUUGAAGAUUUGCGCGAGAAGCUGUCUAAAGCUGAACUAAUGCUUUCUACAAAUACCAAUAUAGACAAACCUUUACUAGAAAGACUGCAGGAAGAAAUCAAUCAGCUUAGAGAUAAAAUCCAUCAUAAAGACAAAGAAAUUGAAUCUUAUCAAAGGCAAAAUAUGCAAUUACAAAUGGCUGCAAGUUUUGGAGUUGCUGACGAAGUUCCAUUUUACCAAAGUUCUUUUAAUCAGGAUGAUAUUAAAAUAGCAUUAGAAGAAAAGGAUAAUACCAUUAAACAUUUACAGGAAACAAUAAAAUCAUUGGAACAAAAUAUUUCUCAAAAAUCUGAUGUUGAAGUGAAACAAAAUGAGCAACUUCAGCAAAGCAAUAAUGAAGUGCCUUUCUUCCAAACGUUUUUCGGCCAAACCUCAUCUAAUCAAAUUGAAGACUUUAUAAUUUCAGAACAAUCAACAAAGAAUACUGAAUUAAACACUGUAGUAAAAGAAGAUGAACUGAGAAGUGUGCGCGCUCAUGAAAAUACUUUGUUCUCACAAAAUUAUUUCAAUCAAGAUCAAUGUCAUCAAAGCACACAAGUAAAUCAAGAAACUGAUAAAGAAUGCAUGGAAGAAAAAGUGAAACAUUUGGAGAUUAUUUUGGCUGUAAAGACAGAACACAUUGACGAAUUGCAGAAAUUGAUCAUUAAAAAAGAAAAUGAAGUUACAGCUUUGCAAAAUGGUGCAUCUUCAUUAGCAUCAAGAAUGGAGGAGAUGAUUGCUGCUUAUCAAUACUUACAAAAUGAAUUUGAGAAGAAGCAAAAAGAAGUUAAUGAACUAAUUCAACCCAAAAGUAUUUCUGCAGAUUUGCAAAAACCAAUAGAUAAUUUGGAGGUGUUGAAUUUACAAAAACGCAUUGAGGAAUUGGAGCAAAUGCUAGAAAAAGCAAAAAGGGAAAAGGAAGAAGCUAUUUUUAAAAUUCAACAAUUAAUCUUUGACAUGGAAAAUUUGAAACAGCAAAAUGUCCAAUUUGAUAUUGAACAAAAGGGUAGUAUUCCAGAACUCGUUAAUGUCUACAAAGAUGUUGUAAAUGUUAGUCUCCCUACUUAUACUGAGACUGGUAAAACAGAAGUCGUUGAGGAUGUCAUAGUUGCAAAGAAGACGUAUGUAUGCCAUGAUGAUGAACCACAAGAAGAAAGUGGUUGGGCAUUUGAUAUUGAGGAUCCAUUUUUGGAAGAAAAUCAACAAACUUCUUUUACGCUUCCAGUACCAAAUUUAAGUAUUAAGAUUGAAACAUUACAAAACCAAGUGAAGGUGCUUGAAGAUGAAAAUGUUAAGGUCAAUGAAGAAUUGAAACAAUGUCAAACUAAGUUGACAAAAUCGAUCAUGAAACUCAAAGAAUACAAGAAUAAGAAUAUUGCUUUGCAAGAUCAGGUAAAAGCUCUGCGUACUUCCUCAGAUGGGUUAGAUUCAGCCAUAGAAGAAGUGCUCACAUUAAGAAUUGAGGAGCUGGAAAAUGAAUUGAAAAACAUCAAAAUUGAAUCUGAGAAAAAUUUGGCUGAUAAAAAUAAUUUGAACAAGCGUUUUGAUGCUUUAGUUGCUGCCAAUGAAAAAAUAAUUGAAUCCAAAAAGCAGCAAGAUUUAGAAUUGGAACGACUUAAUAUGCUGGUUAGGCAAUUGCAAUUGCAACCAAAGCAUGAAGAUCCUGCAACUUGCAUCACAAAAUCUGAAAGUAAGAAAAUAAAGCAUUCAAAUGAUUUUACGAAUAACACCGAAAUAGAAAAACUUCAGAAAGUCAUUCAAGAGAUUUCUAUCGAUAAUGAGGAACUGCAAGCGUUGCUGGAUGAACAAAAGAGUUCUUACGAGGAAAGGGAAAAGAAGUUAUCUAAGGCCAAUUUAGAUUUGAGUUUUCAAGUAGACGAAUUAACUAAAAAGAUUCAAGAUGUGAGAGAAUUUGCAAGAGCCUCCCAAAGUGAAGAGUUAGAUUCAUUACAAAAAAAUUUACAAACUUAUCAAAAUAUAAUAUUAGACAUUAUAAGGACUUAUGAAUUAGACUCGAAUGCAUCAGAACAUAUAAAUGUAAACGAUUCUGUAAACACGUUUAUUAAAUACUUGGCAAUUAUAGAAAAAUACGUCAAGUCUUUAAAACAAAAUAAUGAUGAACAUGUCAAAACAAUUUUGGAAAAUAAGGAUCUAAUAAAUAAUUUAAACCAACAAAUAUUAGAUAAAAGUCGCGAAAUUGAUAAUUUGCAAAAAGAAAUUCUAAAUAUUAAUAAUUCUCGCAUAACGUCGCAUCAAGAUGAAACUGAUAAAGCAAUUAAGCAACAAACAAUGCAGAUAGAAAAAUUGCAGACUGAACAUGAAAAUGAAAAUUAUCAACUUCAGAUAAACGAAAUGCAGUCUAUUAUUGCUAUGGAUAAAAGUACUAUUGCUGAAUUAAAUAGACAAUUACUUGAAAAAUCAGAGUAUGUUAAUGCAAUACAAGCUCAAUAUGAAAACAUUGCGAGCGCUAAUGCAGAUGUUCAAAAUUUGCAUAAAUAUAUAAAUGAAUUACAAAGUCUUAUCGAUUGCGAUAAGAAUACAAUUAGCAGCUUGCAAUCAGAGUUGUUUGAAAAAGCACAGAAAAUAGAACAUUUGGAAAAUAUUGACAAAGAAUUAAGUAUGAUUAAGAAACAUAAUCAAGAUUUAAAACAAGAAAUUGAAGGUCAUCUUAAAACCAUAAGCGAUUUACAGAAUACAUUAUCAGCAUCAACCACCAUUCAAGCUGAUAACGAAUUUUUCAAAACUUGCAACAACGAAGUGCUAAAUUUGCAGCAAGAAAAUUUGAACCUAAAACAGAUUAUAGAACAAAAUAAAACCAGUGAAAGCAGAUUGAAAAGAGAUAUUGACGAAUUCAAUAAAAUGAUUCAAAAUCAACAAAGCACUAUAAUAAAUCUUGAAGCUAGUCUUUCAGAAAAGUCCAAAUAUAUAGAACAGUUGCAAAACGAGAAUAGUACAUCAGCCAAUGAGUGUGGCAGCCUACAACAAAAUAUUGAUGAAUUAAAUACAGCUUUGGAACAAAGUAGAAGUCAAAUCGAAAAUAUGAAGUUGCAAUUGGUAGAGAAAACGCAAAAAAUAGAAUUACUAGAAGAUGGUAAACGUGAAGGAAACAAAGAAUUCAAAUCAAGAAAUCAAGAACUGGAAGACAAACUUCGAGCGUGCAAUGAACAAUGGUCUCAAGUUGUAGAACAACGAUGCCGAGAAAUUGCUGACAGUUGGAAAAUACAUUUGGUGGACAUUGAGUCACAGUUUGCUGAAAAAGAAAUUGCUUUAUCUUCUCAGAUAGCAGGACUACAGCAACAGAUUCAUAAUUCCAAUGUUGAACUUGAAAAGUUUUAUUCUUCGCCAAAACUUGACGAUGAAGUAGUUUUACUGCGCGUUGCAAUUGAAGAUAAACAAAGUCAUGUAGAAGCAUUGACCAAAGAAACAGAGGACAUGCGAUUUAGAUUAAAUGCAUUAGAAGAAGAUAAUAAAAAUAAAGAUGAGAAAAUAAAACUUCUGGAAAAAGAGCACUCUGAGGCUCAAUCAAAAUCCAUUGAAAAUGCUAAUGAAGAAAUAAGGAAACUAAAUGAUAUUCUAAAUAAACAGAGACAGGAUUACAUUAAUUUGGAAUCUAAAUUUGACGAGCUUAGUCGAACAUAUGAAGAUUUCAAACACCAAAGUGAAAUUGAUAUAUCUUCAAAAAAUAUUAAUAUAGAAGGUUUGACAAAAACAUUGGCCGAAAAAAGCAGUGAGUUAGACAUUGUUUCAAAGGAAAUUCAAGACUUGGCUUUAACUUUAGAAGAAGAAAGAAAACAAAUGGAUUCAAUGCGAAGUGCUCUAGAAUCGCAGGAACUGGAACUGGUAACUUUGAAAGAGCAACUAGGUUUGAAUGCCGACAAAAUCGUAUCACCACUAGAAGCUGCUGCAGUCAAGAAGUUACCAAAUCAACCAAGUACAUCAUCUGUUUCAAAUCCUACAUCUGCAAAUCAAUCAGAACUUGAUCUUGCAAUGUACAUGCUCCAUCAAAGAGAUAUGCGCUGUGAGGAAUUGACUAUGGAAGUUAUGUCACUAUUACAAGAAAGGGAUACUCUUCAAUUAAGGCUCUCGAACGCUUUACGACUGAACGAAUCGAUUAGAGAUGAUGUACUGACUGAAAACAUUAGCCCUUCAAACAAAGAAACAUCCACCACUGAUGGUCCAACUGCCUCUAACGAAGCAGAUCAGAAAGUCAAAAAAGGAGCCACAGUGAAGAAAACUAAAGAUUUUGAAAUGUUGAAAAAUAAAUUAUCUGAAUUGCAUGCCUUAGAUCAUUCCCGAGAUUUAAGGAUAUUUGAUGACAGGAAAUUUAGACAGGAACAACAAAUGGCCUUAGUUGAGAGGGAUUUUGAUAAACUUCCACAAGAAGCCAAACAACAAUUGAUUGAUGCUGAUUACACAUUAUCUCGUGAUUAUCAAGGCCCAUCAACCUCGCUAUUGAACUGGUUGUGGGGAAAAGGUACAAAAAAAGUUGAUCAUUUAUAGCAGAAAAGAUAUAUAUUAGUGUGUAAGUCCAGAGUAAUUUUAAAUACUUAAAGU